AUGGCAGCUGAUGCCCAGGAAGGCACUCUCGUGCCAGUUCUCAUGGUCUUUGGUGGCUGCAUGGGCGCCAUCGUUGCCAUGGAGGUGGUAUUGAAAGCAGAUCCCAAGUCAGGGAACUUGUUGACCCUCACUGCGGUUCUCAUGGUACUCUUCCAGAGCAUACCAGGCCGCAUAUCUGGUUCGGGCCUGAAGCCCCUGGUGGCCCCCAUCGCCAGCCAUGCCAAGUUCUCGGCGCUCUGGGUGUCCAUGUCCGUCCUCGCCAAUUAUGCCUUUGCAUAUAAGAUCAGCGUGGCAAUCUUCACUUUGAUCCGCUCGUGCAACAUCAUCGCGACCGUACUGCUCGGUUACACUGUCUUUGGGGAGCGCUUCUCUGCAGAGCAAUUGCUCUGCGUGUUGGCCGUCACGGUGGGAAUCUUUCUCGCCUCCAUGGGCGAGAUCAAGACGCUGAACACCAGUGAUCCCACCUCGGCUGCGUGCAGUGCCUCAGGUUCGUGCGCUGAAAUCACGAGCUUACCUGCGCCGGCAGACGACGUGGAGCUUGCCACAUGGGCUAUUGGCAUUGCCAUGCUGGCUUUCGUGCAGCUGCUUCAAGGCUUCCUGGGACAUGUUCAGUCCACCUACUACAAAGUUUACAAGGACCUCGCCCCCAAAAACGAGCUUUGCGACGAGUUUCUUUUCACCUCGCAUGUGGUGGCCUUACUGCCGCUGCUCUGCUUGAAGGAGGACAUCAUGGCGGCAGCCAGAGUCGCGAUGGCAUCAGAUCCAGUGCCAUUUCUGCCGUUCCAUCUUCCAGCCCAAAUUCUUUGGCUGCUGGUCAACAACGUGUCGCAGACCAUCUGCCUGAAGGGUGUCUUUCGCACCAGCGCCACUGUCUCUCCCCUGGCGCUGACCAUCAUUCUCUCUGUGAGGAAGUUUCUCUCCGUGGUGGUCUCCAUUGUCCUGUUCAGCAACCCCUGGACAGUCCAGCACAGCGUGGCCACGGUGCUCAUCUUUGGCGGCGCAUUUGCUUACUCGCAAGUCCGUGGCGUGUCCCCCGCCAAAGCGAAGGGGGCGGAAAGAAAGUCUGAUUGA
Messenger RNA from Symbiodinium natans, 1071 nucleotides. Lineage: Eukaryota; Dinophyceae; Suessiales; Symbiodiniaceae. The record is from the annotation of a GenBank genome assembly.